Amphibalanus amphitrite is the source of this 3399-nucleotide messenger RNA. RefSeq lists its product as uncharacterized. Lineage: Eukaryota; Metazoa; Arthropoda; Thecostraca; Balanomorpha; Balanidae. Gene Ontology annotation, molecular function: protein binding. Gene Ontology annotation, cellular component: transcription factor TFIIIC complex. The transcript has 2 exons. The record is from RefSeq and is a predicted model, not a curated record. Gene Ontology annotation, biological process: transcription by RNA polymerase III. Bases 221 to 2986 code for a protein of 921 amino acids.
GGAGCGACGGGAACGAUUUUUUGAAACGAGAGGAGGUUAGAGGAGCUUGGAGGAGGUUAGAGGAGCGACGGGAACAAACCCUUAGUGUUUCCACUGAACUCUAUUAUUGAUUUUAUAGUUUCUUAUAGGUAUUUUGCUUAUACUUAUACCUUAUGCCAUAGCUCAAGGCUCCUGAUCAAGGCCAUCUAAAGAUAGGUAUCUGAAGCCGAAGGCCCUGGUCAUGCCCAAGAAGUCGGCCAAGUCUGCUGCCAGUGCGGCACCGUCGUCGGGUGGCGCGAAGCCCGCCCCGCAGUCGGAGGACUGCCGGCGAGGGGCGGGCAGUCGUCGCAAGCAGCGGAUGCCGCUCCGCGUGACGUCCGACUCUGAGGAGCCGGACGUGGACACCGCUGGCGAGACGCCGCCGACCAGCAAACAGGAGCUGCCCUCUGAGCUCACCAAGGCGGCCGCCAGCGCCACCGUGACAUCAUCGGCCACCACCAGCCUGAUCGCGGCCCUCAACACCAAGCGCUCCCGACCUCCGAAGGCCAAAGAUGUGGCGCGCGUGCAGUGUGGCGUCUGCAAGGAGUGGGUCAUCGAGAGGGCAUUUGAGCGCCACGCACUUUCCGCUCAUUUGGGGCUCGCCAGACAGAUGGGCGACAGCCAGGAGUUUACCAAAUCCCAAAAGCUAUCGGCGUUUGGCCGCGUCCUUAAGGCAGGUGGAAAGUUGCAGUGUCCCUUGUGCAAGAAAUGUCUCACUUCAGCACUUGGUUUCUUUCAUCACCAGGGUACUUGUGGAAAGGAUGUGAAUCCUGUCAAGUGUCCCAAGUGUGGAUAUUACUUGAAACCUCUGUCAUUGCCACAUCACAUGCGAAAGCACGAGCAAGAAGAGAAAAAUAAGGGCGAGGAGGACUGCGAGCCACCUAAGAAACGUAAGCGGCAGAGCGCUGCCAAGCUAUCGAAAUCGAACGAUCCGGACUAUGAGCCGAACGAGGUGGUGACCGCGAGGAGCAGCACACGCGGCCCGGUGAAGCGCGGCUUCUCGGCGCCGCGUCUGGCGCCACACCCUAAUACAGUGGCCAAGUGGGAGCGGGCGCUGCAAACGGAGCGUCAGCUGACCUGCCAGAUGCCCGGCUGCCAGUUCCAGGCCGACUCCGCGGACGACAUGGUGACCCACUACCCCAACUGCCCAGGCCUGCCGGCCAAGUGGAAACUGUUCACUUGUGACCAGUGCGGGGAGCAGGCCGAUACGGAGACUGACAUUGUGAAGCACGUGGAGCAGAGCCACCGGUCGGCGGCGCCUGAGACGGCCGGACCGCGCGGCAAGCCGAACAUGCGGCGUACCGGCGCCAUCGUUCCCGACAUGGCCGGCGAGCUGACCUACUUCACAGCGGUUGAGCGCCAGUCUUGUCCCCGCGAGCAGACGGAAAAGUACUGGUCACAGCUGCCCAAGUCGCGUGUGCUGUCGGCGACGGCGCGCAAAAUCGACGGCUGGCGACCGGCGGGACAGGAGAGCCGCCGCUACAUGCCGCCCAUGAAGCUGUCGCCCGCAUACAAAGUGCAGGAGAUCGGGAACCCUGACCCGCACCGCACCUUCGAGCGGCUCGACCCGUUCGCCUUCGAGGAGCUCGACAACGGCGUGCUGUGUUUCAGCGGCGGGCCGGUGGUGGCGUGCGACUGGUGUCCCCUGCCUGCCGACUGGUCUGGCGACGCCGACGAGACCCAGUUCCUGGCGGUGGCGUGUCUGCCCGUGGUGGACGCUCACCUGCCGCCGGUGGAACCUUCGACUCUGCCGACCGCUGUGCAGGUGUGGUCAUUCAGCGGGGACCGUCGGACGGCCCGCCUCGAGUUCGCGCUGUGCGUGGACGGUGGGCCCGUCUGGGACCUGGCCUGGUGUCCGAUCGGCGAGCGGACUGUGCCUCCGGCCGACCGACUCGGCUGUCUGGCGCUGGCCUGCGGUGACGGCCGGGUGCGAGUGUACACCGUGCCGGCGCCGGCCACCCUGGAGGCGGGCUCGGCUGGCGCGCCGGUUUUCUAUCGGAAGGAGCCCGACAUGCGUCUGGAGGUGUUCGGAGACAUGGGUCGCUCGCCGUGUCUGCGGCUGGCCUGGGCGGCCACCGAGGGCAAUCGAUCGAUAUCGGCCAUCCUCGGUAACGGCGUGGUGGUCUUCUGGAACCUGCAGGCGAGCUCGCCGCUACUCUGUCAGACCGAGGGCGCCAGCCAGGUGCUGUACCCGGUGCAGGUGAUUGCUGCACACCGCGGCCACGGCACGGCACUGGCGUUCAGCCCGGCCAGCGACCGGCACCUGGCCACUGGCGGCCGUGACCGCACGCUGCAGAUGUGGGACCGCGAGGAGCCGGCCUCCCUACAGCGCGCCGCCACCAAGCUGCGGCCUAUGCUGACGGACCUCUGCUGGCCGAUCGCCACCAAGAAACUGUUGAACGCGUAUGACCACAGCCUGUUCGUGGGCUCGCCGUCGAUGAUGCUGUCGGACGUGGCGAUGCCGGUGCAGGACGCGCCGCUGUUCACGCACGGCGCCAAGUGCACGUCCGUGUCGGUCAACACCACCGUGAACGGGCUGGCGUGCGGCUCUGAGAGCGGCCUGGUGGCGCUGGCGCAGUGGCGCAACAUGCUCUCCCACAAGCAGAAGCACGAGCUGCGCCGGCUGCUGCUCAAACUGGAGGCGGAGCGCCUGGAGCCGACCGGCGCGGCCGACGGCGCCGACGCCGAGGUCCUACUCGGAGACAAGUACACUCAGCUCUGGGAGUCGUGUGGCGUCACCAUCUGGGAGGCCAAGUUGAACCAGAAGAGCGGCAUCAUCCGCGAGGGAUUCGACGACCACGUCUCCACCACGACCAGCUGGGUGUCCAACUACCCCUUCGUGGCCGUGAACAAGGUUAGCUGGAACCGUAACGCCGGCGCUGACUCAUGGCUGGCCGUGGGCAUGGAGUGUGGCCUGCUGCGCGUACUGAGCGUGCCCUCCGGCGCCUUCACCGCGGUGCGCUCCUAGCGCGGUGACAGCGGCCCAGGCAGCGGCUCCAGUAGCCCUGUCCUCUAGUACUUGCCGCCAUUCCUCCUCAGCUAUAGGACAUUGUUGUGUCGCCAAAGUAUUGUGUUUGUUAAGUGUGCCGGACGAUAUAUGGUGUGACCUCUUUCGUAUGGGUUGUGACGGGUGGGACGAACGAAUGAAUUUGUUUCUCAUGCAUUUGAUGGUAUUCCGUCUAGACGUACGCUAUUUUCAGCUUUCGUUAAACUGCUAAGCCUUGGCAGACAAAUUUUCUUCCAAUGAUUUUCCGUUGCAGCCGCUUCUCUAACGUUUUUUCUACGUUAAACCAGUUUAUUUGUCAAUUGAUGUGACGACUUAUACCUAUUUCUUCGGAAUAAAUGCUUCCCGUGUAUAAAUUUCCUGAGUCUGUCUAACGG